Messenger RNA from Paraglomus occultum, 563 nucleotides. Lineage: Eukaryota; Fungi; Glomeromycota; Glomeromycetes; Paraglomerales; Paraglomeraceae. The record is from the annotation of a GenBank genome assembly.
GAAAUUACGUUAUUCAACCCAAUACGGCCAAUGCUUGCUAAGCGACUAGACAUUCAUGAAAUUCCAAAGGCUUUGGGUGGCAAGACAUUUUGGAUGGAGGAAAAAUUAGAUGGGGAGCGAAUACAAUUACAUAAGGCGGGCGAUAAGUUUGCAUACUAUUCUAGACGAGCGAUAGACUACACACAUUUGUACGGGGAGUCAAAGGAUGAAGGCUCUCUUACUCCAUACAUAUACAAUCUCUUUAAUUAUACGGACAGUUGUAUUUUAGAUGGCGAAAUGUUGGCCUAUAAUCCGAUAUACGAUGCAUUUAUGCAAUUUGGAACCCUCAAAACGGCAGCAAGUGACAUGUUCGAUGAUCCUGAAAAACCUCGUCCAUGCUUUGUUGUAUUUGACGUAAUCAUGCUCAAUAACAAGCCGCUAAACAAGCAGAAAUAUUCGAAACGUCGCGAAAUACUAACUAGGAUGAUUAACCCUGUGCGUGGUCAUCUGGAGCUAAUGUCUCACAAAGAAGGGAACGAUAAGAAAGAUUUGUAUAAAGCGUUGGAAUCUGCGAUUCAAGAGGG